CAGGUGGUCGGCACGAGCAUGCGGCUUGCACCUUUCAACGAGAACGAGUGGCAUUGACAUGAAGCUGCAUCUCGUUGUCCUGUUGCGUUGCGUUUACACUUACGGAAGUGUCGGGGACACAGUGCGGUCUUCUUGCCCGAACCAAACGGAUGCGUGGAAGAAUCUUAAUAGUCGAGGCCCUGGAAAGUAUUUCCUUCUGGAGGCUACGACGCCGAACCCGUACGAAUGUGCUUACGUGGAUCAGCCGACGUUCAUCUCUGAAAACGAAAAAAGUGCUAACAUCACAUUUGGAUCACGUGACAAGGAUGGAGAAGGGCUGAUAAAGUUGCUGGGGACAGUUAGAGCAGAAGGAGAUAAACUUCAUCUUACGGGAGGUCGGGGUGGGAUGACGACACUUCUUCAUGCUGAGUACGGUACCUGUGACGUUUUUCUGGCGCCAACUGGAGCUUGUGAGCUCUGGGUUCACGAGAAAGUCCUGAGAACAAGAUCAUACGGCUGCUGCAGUACAAAGUUCCAAGAGUGUGCCAAGUCCAGCUCAGUCCAGCACCCCUACCAGGAAGGCUGUCUUCGUCAGUAGCGUGGAGAGGAAGGAAGCACGCAUAUUUUGCAACAUAUCGAUCGCGAUCACAGCAUGAACAAAAUAUACUAUGCGGUAUAUUACUGCAAAUCCUACAAUUUUAUGAAUUGAAAUAGUGGUGUGAGUAAAGAACAACUUUCAAGAUAUUUUGUAUUAAUUUUGUGAUAUUCUGUUCCUAUUUGUCCACUUGUUCGAGCUUGUUAAAGACGUAGUUGACGUUGUGCAUUUCUGAUCUGUGAGACCUCGAGACAAGCGAGAUCUUGUUCGAGCAAAGUACGCAUUGAAUUGUUGCUAUGAACUGAGAUUUCUGCCUCGACGAUCCCACAUCAUUCAUGUCGUUGGAACCUACAUGUCUCACAUCGUAACCGUCAAAAAUAUUGUGUACCUGCACACAGCGUACGUGCCCGAACCAACAUGCAAGAACAUUGUUAAAAAAGAUGGAACACUUCACACGAAUAAAGCCAACUGAAUGUUGUUCGCUGUCGUGCA
Molecule: messenger RNA, 1066 nt
Organism: Ornithodoros turicata
Lineage: Eukaryota; Metazoa; Arthropoda; Arachnida; Ixodida; Argasidae
Product: allergen Arg r 1-like
Exons: 5
Coding region: 59-577 (172 amino acids)
Biological process (GO): symbiont-mediated perturbation of host defenses
Molecular function (GO): amine binding
Source: RefSeq, a predicted model, not a curated record